Messenger RNA from Oikopleura dioica, 807 nucleotides. Lineage: Eukaryota; Metazoa; Chordata; Appendicularia; Copelata; Oikopleuridae. The record is from the annotation of a GenBank genome assembly.
AUGAAGCUUUUCGCCGCCAUCCUCCCAGCCGUCAUCCUUGCUCAGGACGAUUACGACUACGAAGAGCGAAAGAAGAAGACCCAGAACUACGGAGGAAACAACAACUACAACAACAACUACAACAACAACAACAACAACAACAACAACUACAAUGCCUACGGUGAUCCCCACUUCAUGGUCCACACCGAAGGCCAGGAGUCUGUCUGCUUCGACUACACCCCAUCUCCCGACACCGAGAUGAACCUCCUCAUCGAUCCUUCUUCCUCCCUCUCCGUCACCGCCCACGCCACCAAGGACGAGAACGAUGGAAAGACCCGAAUGACCACCAUCAACUUCUCCUCUCCCCAGGGUGCCCACCUCGCCUUCAACCUCGACGGUGUCCACCACUCUGGCAUCGGCGCCGCUGGCCCAACCGAGCCAGAUGCUCUCACCGGCGUCCAGACCUACGGUGACAUCAACUUCAUCGUCCACCACCACAACGAGAUGAACCACCAGUCCGUCAAGGUCUACAUCCAGAACGGCCCAACCUUCACCGUCAAGAUCUCCAACCACCACGGCGGUCUCAACUUCGCCGUCGAUGACCCAACCAGCAUCUCCGACUCUGCCCGAGGUCUCCUCGGUGGUUUCAUCCGACCCAACGCUUACCACGUCAUGCCCCUCAACACCAUGACCGACGAUGAUGAGCCAAUGGCCAACGUUGUCAUCAACAAGUUCGCCGUCUCCGCCACCAAGGGUGACUUCCACAAGACCGACAACUGCUGGAUCGUUGAUGACGAUGAAGUCGCUCACAUGCUCGCUAAUCUUUAA